AUGGGAAAGCUUGAACACACGUCGUCAAACUCUGAUUUCCCUCAGCCUAGGGAUGAUGAAGAGAGUUUGAAACUUCGCAAUGACUGGAGUGUCGAAGAGGAACGCAGUGCCAAAAGGAAGCUUGACUUCAUUAUUAUGCCUCUUUUAACCCUAGGCUUCUUUUGCUUGCAGCUGGACCGUGGAAACAUUGCUAAUGCCAUUACUGAUAACUUCAUGGAGGAUGUCGGCAUCACACAAAACCAGUUCAACGUCGGCCAGCAAAUGCUCUCUCUUGGCAUAGUACUCUUCGAGAUUCCAUCCAACAUGAUUCUCUACAGAGUAGGACCAGGAAAGUGGCUUACGCUGCAGCUCUUUCUCUUUGGAACUGUCAGUACCUUCCAGGCGUUCCAAAACAACUACGGCUCUUUCGUCGCCUCGAGGUUCUUACUUGGCAUCACGGAGUCCGGCUUCAUUCCGGGAGGCCUUUGGACUCUUUCGACAUGGUACACUCGUAAAGAGACUGCUAAGCGAGUUAUGUUCUUCUACUUCGGAAACCAAUUUGGUCAAGCUUCGUCUAAGCUGUUGGCCUACGGUAUCCUUCACAUGCGUGGUGUGGGCGACAAGGCUGGUUGGUUUUGGCUCUUCGUUCUGAUGGGCGCCUUCACUGUCUUGUCAGGAGUUGUGCUUGGUUGCUGUCUUCCUGAUUCUUUCAAGAACCCCCGAAGCACCUUUUUGCCAAAUGUCAAGAUCUUCAAUGAGAGGGAGUUGCAUAUCCUGCAGACUCGUGUUCUUCUUGACGAUCCCAUGAAGGGCAAGAAGAAGAGAAAGAUCGGCCUUGGCGCCUUUAAAAAAGCGUUCUCCAAUUGGCGUCUGUGGAUUCAUGUCAUUAUCACACUGUCCAACAACGGUCCCCAACGUGCAUUCGACACAUACUCGCCUUCGAUUGUAAAGAGCUUCGGUUUCGAAGGUUUGACUAGCAAUGCCCUGGCCUCAGUCGGUUUAUUUCUCCAAAUCCCUGUCUCAUGGACCUUUAGUUGGGUGUCUGAUCGAUUUAACAAGAGACCUGAGACUGUUAUGGCAGGUCUGAGCAUGCACUUACUGGGUUACGUCUUCAACCGCAUCUUUACUGAGCUGUCCCUUCGUGGUGUCAGUUACUUCGGUGUGGUUUGGACGCAGACCUUUGGUACAUUCUCACAUCCAUUGAACAUUGCGUGGAUGUCCUUGGCGUGUGACGAUUCAGAAGAGAGAGCCCUUGCAAUGGCCAUGGUCAUCAUGGGAGCCAAUAUUGCUGGAAUCUAUGGCGCCCAGAUCUUCCGAUCUGAUGAUAAGCCAAAGUAUCGUCGUGGCUUCAGUAUCAAUAUCGCCGUGCUUAGUGUUGGUCUGGCUCUCGCAGUUUUGCGAUUCUUUGAUGAUAAGAUCUGGCGUCGCAACAAGGUUGCUGAGAUCCAGGAUCAACUUGCACGCGAGAGAGGCGACCAUGACAGUAACAGUGACGAAAAGAGUGAUGGACAGAAGGACGAUCGCACUCCUACUCUUGGCCUGGAGAAGACCUCACCAGUGGAGUUGAACCCCGUUGCCAAGGCUACUCAGUAG
Molecule: messenger RNA, 1572 nt
Organism: Fusarium sp. VM40
Lineage: Eukaryota; Fungi; Ascomycota; Sordariomycetes; Hypocreales; Nectriaceae
Source: the annotation of a GenBank genome assembly